AUGAAGGAUGAGCGCCUACCGUCAGGGACGGGAUCUGUAGUUCCCGUGAACGCCAUGCCUCAUACAAGCUUUGCAGAGCUGAGGCAAGGAAGCGUCGACGUCUCUGCUUCGUCGUCAUUGGACUGCGGCCACGGCCGUAGCCCGACGGCGACGGGAUGCUCCUUCGCAUCGGGGGACGAUGAGAUACCCAUUUCUGGCGGCGUUUUGCCGUCCCCAUCCGCGCACAGCCUCCUUGCGACGCUCCGCGCAAGGUGUGCAUUGCUCACUAGUGGAUCCGACACAGAACCAGGAAAUGGGGCUAACGGCGACACGUCCAGUUGUCGGACCCUUGCUCGACUCUGGGGAAGUUUUGUAGAGGACACCAAGUCUCUUGAAAGCCAGGGUAUCGUUCUGAGGCAACUUGCAAACUUUCUCUUCCAGCAAGCGAAACUUGCUCACGAAGCUGGAGAUCGCAAACCUGUCGGAGGUGCUGCCACUCUGCAAGUUCCAGAGGCGCGUUCUUCCGCUCGCUCCUCUGUCUCUUCGCAGUCUGCUUCGCCUUCCGGCGCCACAGCCGGUCCGUCGCUCCUGUCUUCGUCAUCCACAGCUUCACCGAUGGCCGCUGGCUCUCCCUCUGGCUCUGAAGCGAAUGGCGUGACGGUUUCUUUCCGGAAUUCUGCUCGCGGCGACUCCAUAGCAGAAUUCUGCGGGCCGCUUGCGGAAGCUUGCACGGAUGUCCUUCUUCAACUCCGUAGUCGAGGAAACUUGAGUGCUAUUGGCGGCCUGCAGCAGAUCGAACGUUGCUUCGCAGCUCUUUUAAAACUUGAUGGCGGGUCCGUCGUGCCUGCGCGUUUGCAGUGUUGCGCAGACAGUCCCGAUGCAGCUGCGACACCGCAGCCAGCGGAACUCUCCAAGGGCUGCAGACCCACACAGGCACAAGACCGACAGGAGGAAGAAGAGACAGGCGAGACAGCGCCGUGUCUGCGGCCCUCACCCAAAAGUGCGCAAGCGACCGACGACAGACGGCGCGCGAGGGUCGGUGACGGUCACACGCGAGCCGAGAAAGAACCGAUAUCCUGGCGAAACGAAAGUGCUGUCGAAGUACUUUCCCGAUGUUUGCGGUUUUGGGCUCGGGAACGGCGCGCCUGUCUCUGCGAACUGGAGGCAGAUGAUGAUAUGGAGGGUCACGAUGUUGCUGACUCCCCAGACGUCGUGGAACGCCCGGCAAGUGACCUCGGCGCACAGCCAGUCUUGCAGCGGAUGUACGUUGCAGCGCUGCGAGUGAGCGCGACUCUCGAAUCGCCUACGCUGAUGGGACUCCACGGCGACUUAUGGAAGCACAGAGGAGAUUCGGGAACGGGCGCGGCACUUGGCGAAGCUGCGGUUGCAUUUGUGCUUCUCUUGCGAGGGCUCGAGCGCGCAACGACUGGGGAUCCGGCCCCACAUCGAGAAGCUUCUCAGACGCCGAGUGGUCAGCGGAGAACUCACUUCGUUGCCAUACUUCAGGCUCUGUCUGCUCUUUGCACCUCCUGCUGGCCGCACUUGGUAGACGACGCGGCACUCCAGAAGGCGCUGCACGAGGCGCUUCAACCAGCCUGCGAAACAGGCAGACACAGGAAGCGAAGGCCAGCUCCAGAACCAGGCCGUGCGUCAGGAAGCGAGUGGCGAACGUCAGCCGAUGCUACAGCGGGUCAACUCAGCGGUGGACAGGAUCUGAAGACCAACAGUGUGACAGAAGGCAGGCAUGCAUGCUGUGAUUCCUCGCCCACUUCCUGUAGGUACACUGAAAAUGAUGCGUCAGUCGUGGAGGUGCUGAGAACUGCAAUGGACCCAAGAUUUCUCGUGUGUUUCCUCCAACAGCAGAAAGAGUUGGAAGUUUUAACGGCAGUUGCAUCGAUUAAAGUUCGACUGGCUGCUUUUGAGGGCCUUCACCGUGAGGGCAGCAUCUUAAGCGGUGCCUGCGGGAUGGUGCGGCAACUGUUGAGCCCGCCAGGUUCCGCUCUCAGCGACACGGCUCGGCGGGACGUGAGCAGAACCGAUGAACAAGGGCGUGGCGCAGGACGAACAGCGAGGACUGCAGGACAUGUAGCCACCCGCGGCGGGCUAGCGCUUCUCCGCUCCCUUCUGCAUCUUGUUGCAAAUAGUGGCAACGCUCGUGGAGAAACGGAGGAAAGGCCGUUUACGGCUGCAGAUGCACGGAACCUUGCGGAGCAUGCAAAGAGCCAACGAGAUGCGCAUGCUGGAACAACCGCUAAAGCUGGCGUCUUUUCUGAGGUUUUGGGGCAUCUUGCCGCUUAUUCUCAGACGCACGAUGUGCACGCGAAGCGCGACGCGCUGCUUCUUCUGAAACAGCUGGUUGACGUUGCGCCGGCUUCUUGGCUGCUACACUCGUCCGUAGGUAGCAGCUCAGAAGCAGAUGUCUUCCAAGACAAGAGUGCGCCGUCCAGCGGAGCCGCUUCAGCGGCAAGUGCCGUCUCCCCAUCGCGUUCCGACACCCCGUCGUCUUCAUGUUUGCCUUCCGAUCAUCGGCCCUGUGGUGCCGGCGCCCAUUCGAGUCUGUUGUCCAGAUCACCUAGUCCAAUCGAUACGCUGAUCGAGGUCGCUUUGAGUCACUGGCAGCAUCCACAGCGAAGUGUCUCGCAGGUCGCUCGAAGCUUGUGGGAGGCGCUCAGCCAAGUGACCCUCAACCCUUCACCAGGGAAACGGGGAACGCCAGUGUGCGUCUCUCUCAGCCAAGGACAGAGGGGAGACAGCGGCGUCUGCUGUCUGCCGCACCGGCUGGCCCUAGCCGUUCUAGAUUUGUCUGCGGUGCACAGGAAGGCGCAAAAUCUCGCGCUCUUAUCGCUCCUCCCUGCUGUCGGGGUAGAGUGGCUGCUGGACCAGCGUCCGGGUCUGGUAGUGCAGCUGCUCAUGGAGAUUGGAGACUCGUUCCACACCGGCGCAUCCGCUGUCAAGUUCCUUGAAGGCAUCAUGAAACACCUGUGUCAGCAGUCAGCAGCAACUGGCAAGCGACGCGCGCCGGGCGGUGGAGACCCUGGACAGCGCACGCGAAGCGGAGAAGCGGCGGAUCCGCGCGAGUCCAGCAACGCAGCUCCUGCCACUGGCAGUGGAAAGCCCGGGGCCGGAGAAUCCCUCCAGUCUCGUCCUGGCGACACCAGUGGGAAGGCAGUCCAGUGCUCUGGAGAUACAGCCACAGGGGAGUCGGGGGAAGCUGGGCAGCGACCAGCGUUGCCAGGCGGACUGCCGCGGACGCAGGGUCGCCGCCAAGGUCGCAAGGCGUCGAGCGGCGGGACACCGGCGACGGGCGGAAGGAAUGGAGCAGUUCCUGUGCCGGCAGCACUUCGCCAGGUCUUGUACCCCUUGCUCGUCGACGCCUUGUUUAGUCUGCCUUUCGGAUCGACGGAAACCUUGUCGCGCCGAACGGAAGUGAGGGAUGAUCGUGCGCCGUCUUCCGCCGCGUGGCCGUUGCGUGCGUCGUCUCUGAACAGCUUGUCCAUGGUCUCUGCGUCGCUCUCCGUCCCAGCAUCUGCCUCUGACCGUCGCCUCUCUCCCGAGGCAUCACAAAAGGUGGCAGCGACAGUCUUCCCCCUGCUGCAAGCGCUGGAUCCGCAGGGCCUGGCCGCGAUUUUGCAGCUCCUUUACUUGGCCGGUUGUCGAUUCGGACCGGGUGCCUCCGAGACGCUUCGUCCCACGGACGUCCAGGGCGUCGCCUCAAGCUUCGGGACUGAACUGUCAGACGAUCUGGAGCUUCUGCCCUCGACGGAUGCGCCUGACGCGCAGAAGCCUGAGGGGCAAGAGCGCAGCGAACGCUCGAGGCGAAUGCGCCUUCAGGCCAGCGCGGACCAGCUGCCCUGGAGUAUUGGGGAAGCGGUCUUGCUGCAGGUCGCGCGACAGGCGGGCAUGGCAGAGUGGAGCGAGCCGGCGCCGCGGCUGCAACGUGGCGUGCAUCACGAGGCGAGCGGCAUUCGCGGCUUGCGCGGCGGCUCAGACGAAGCUCAGGGGGCGGCUGCAUUUGUCCCCGACACAGGACGCACGGGGAACGCCCGCAAGGUGGGCACCCAAGAGCCGACAGCCCCGCAAGCUGCCAGUUGCUCUUUGGUCGUCUCCGGAGUUGACCUCGAGGGCAACGUUGUUUCUGUGCGCAUCUGCAGAGAACGGCUGCAACAUGGGCUCCAGAGUGGAGACGAUGAGGUGCGCAUGGCGCUCUUAAAGGUUGUGGCGCUCUCACGACUUUCGUCCGUCCCUCCCGCCCGCAUAGAGCUCGAGUUGCUUCUCGACGUACUCGAGCACGGCAGUGGCCGGCAGGCCUCCGGCGCAACGAAAGCCGCGUUUGCGGAAGCAUUCAAGCGCUUUCUGCAGCGCGCUCGCGACGCGUACAGGAAGCAGCUGAUAGAGCGAACGCCUCAGGACCUUCGCCUCCUGCUGCAAGCGCCAGCGUGCGCGCGGGAAGCAUCAGGGAACCGGCCGGCGCAGGCGACCGCUGGCGGGGUGUCUUUGCAGGGAUCCGCGCGCUCUCUCGAUCCCCACGCAAGCAGGGACCGCCAUCCGGAAGGCGACCGGACGCGUGGCGGAUCUGCGACUGUUUCGGAAUCUCCAGAGGAAGUGGGAAGUGCGCACUUGCGCAGGCAACAAGAGGACGACAGCCUUCGCGCGUUCCUCGUUUUCUUGCAGCGGCUUCACCGCAGUGCCCUUCUCCAGUGUCUCCCGUGCAUGCAUCCGGAUCGGCAGAACACUGGCACAACUCUUCUGCUGUUCCUCUACACGCUGUGGGGGUCUCAGCCGCCGAGUGACCUCCGUAAAGGCAGCAGCUGUGCUAACGCGGCUCUCGCAGCGGCCCGAGGUGGCCAGGGACGCUUGGACUCUGGGCAGAAACUCGGCGCAGCCGGCCCUGAGCUGGCGGCGAGUGAAACGUUUGCAGGCGGCUGCGCAGUCGCUGAGGCUCUCGGGUUCUACGCAGCUCCAGUGCAGGCUCAGUUACUCGGAAUGCUCGCGAGUCGGUGGCCGAGACAGAGCGAGGCGGCUCGGAAGAUUUUGAAGCUGUUCCCGCGGAGCCAGCUGGAGUGGGGAGUGCCGUCACUGGUGCCUUCGCCACGGAAGCUUCCCGGAGGCGAAACAAGAGACUCGGCCGUACGGCGGCACUCGGCCGAGCUGGAGCAGAAGCAGCCGCAACUGAAUCGGGCUUCUACAGAGGACGGCUCGGACCGUGGCGCGAACCUCGACGGGCAUGCAUCUCGACACGCGACCUCCGUUCCCUGCCUUCGAAGCUGCUUUGUCGAUGUGCUUGUGCUGAUCCAUAGCAUUCGCGAAAGCGAUUACUCUGCGGGUGCAUCGCAGCUGGAACUCGCACUCUUCUCGGCCUUUGUUGUUCCUCUUAGACACAUAGUCGCUGCCCGCACCCCGUCGCUCGGCACCGCUCCCAGAAGCUCGGGAGCUACGGAAAGAGACUGGAAGCGCCCGCGACAAUCCGAACAGCUCGCCUAUAGCAGUGAAGAUGUGGGCUGUCCACAGCCGGCGGAAAGAAGAGGUUGCAUGUCCCGAGAGGAUCAGAACGAGGCGUCGCUGAGCGCAGACGUCCUAAUCAGCGUCCUCAGUCACGCACUGAUACAGCAAAAUGGGGGAGGCACAGCCCCGUCUCCUUUAGAAGGCGUGGAGGCCCACCAGCUGGAUUUCGGAGGGCCCCAACAACGGGAUCUCAUCGACAGCCGUGAAUCGCUUGUGCAGAAGCUCUUCCGUCUGCUCCAUGUGUUCCUAGCCGCUUCUCAGCAGAGGCUCGAUGCACUGGAACAUCACGCUCGCCUCUCUGCGGAUACACCGGAUGCAUGCAUUCACGGCUUACUGGUCGUCCUCACGAAACUGUUCCGAGAGCUCCCCCCCCUCCAGAGCUUGAUCCAAGCCUCCGCAGACUAUCCCAAGGAUCUCAGGCUCGGCCACGGUCCUACGAACACGAGUGGAUUCCCCCAUGGGAACGACGGCCUCUCCAGUGGCAGCAGUUCGGGCUCUCUCGCAGCAGAAGACAGCGCUGGAGAGUCGGGAUCAGCCAGGCUCACCGACGCACGAGUUUGGGGUGCGUGGCGGAUGGUGGUUACCCGCCUUCUGCGGUUGCUGAUGGAUGCGUGCAGCAGCAUGUUUUGUGUGAUUGCUGAGGGCACAGACAGCGUCAUGCUGAAUGCUGUGUGGCAGCAGUCAGGCCAACAGGAGCCCCACCAGAAGAGGCCGAGCGAGAAACAAACUUUCAACGUCGACUGCAGAGGCCAUCCGCUUCUUGUGCGGCGGCCAGCAGAGGACGGAGGACACAUGGAAAUGCCGGAUGGGGAGGCGGAAGACGAAGAAGAGACAGCAGAGACGCUGCUAGCCGUCCGGGGAUGGGUCACGGUCAAGGCGGCGGCAUCCUGUCUCUCUGCGCUUCUCGACUGGGUACCUUUUGAAGCAGCAGAGGAACCACCGGGGGACGAGCUGCGUAGUGACCGAGGGCAACAUACAGAGACAGAGGAUGCUACAGCGGCGAACAGCCAGAAGGCUGCACAAACCGAGUUGUGCCCGGAUGGCCUUCACCCUGGAAAGACGGCUGUCGUAUCCAGGGGGACUUCCCAGGCUGCUCAACGAGGUGCUCUCCAGACUUCCCGGACAGCAAAUGCGAUUGUGACUGUUGCCGAGAUGAACGCCAUCGGGCGUCGGUUGCUUCACUUCCUACUUUGCUGUCGUCACCUUGGCGCCAUGAACAGUCUGUUCGACUCUUUAGCUGGUCUCAGUCGAAGGCUUCUGUGUUCAGCUCACAAGGACAUGCAAGCUCUGCCUCGCACGUGGGUCCACAGCCUGCUGCUUCUCCUGCUUCCUCCAUCCCUCGCCGGACCUCAGAAUGAGGCCUUCAAAUCCGCAUCACCAGCCGGGACGUCAGCGGAGAUUCGAGGCGGCUCCACAGACUUGGUGGCGUCUGUGCCGAUUGCUUCGGAGGGCGACGUGUGCGCUGCCUCCCUGCCGCCUCCGUUGAGGAAGAGUGCGAGUCUCGGCCUGGCGUUUGUAGCAGUUUUGGCAGGUGAGGCUGCGAGCGCAGACAGCACACUCCGAGGCGGGGACAGAUGCCCGCUUCUGCAGCAUGCGAUGUCGAUCCUUCUCCCGCUUGCGGAGGGGCGCUUUGACAGCUUCUUUCCGUCCAUCGAAGAAGCGUAUGCACAUCGUGCUCAUUGCCUCAACGUGGUUCGGGCUGUGAUCCGGAGCGGCGCCCUUUCCUGCUCGAUCGCAUGCGUUUCCCUGCUUCCCCCUGAAGAAGCAAUAGCUGCCCUAGAAGCCAAUCAAAGGACUGAGAUCCCACCUUUCGAUAGGAAUCAAUUAGCAGCUGGUGGGGCGUCCACGGAUAGCGGCGACGCUGCAGCCGACGAAGCGAGAGGGAGACACGUCGACGAAAAGGAGAUGGCGAAUCGAAACGCGGGAAUCAAGGGCAACGGAACUCUCGUCGGAAAUGGUGCUCCGUUGCCAGCGCUGGCUUUGGCAGCGGCGGUGCGGAGCAGUAACUCGACCUCGUACUUCCCCCUGCGCAACGCCGCAACAUUGCUUCUCGUCGCCUCUGUGAAGCGCCUGGCCGGCAAAGAUAACGAUUCUCUCCACGUGCCGACCUUUCCUCUGUACUCCUUCUGCUCUGGAGCCCAGCAGCGAUCCUCUCUGAAUCCGUCCCUGGCGGAAGCUCAGAUCGACUUGCCUUUCCUGCAGUCGGCAGGCGUCCUUCCCAUCCUGUUGCGGACGCUCCAGGGCGCCGUCAACCCCAGGCAUCCUUGGACGUACUUUGUGGAUGUCGAGGGUGAACACUGUCGUGCCCAGGGGGAAGGAAGCGCACGGACGAAGGGCAGCGGCUCCAAUAGCCCGCUGGCCUCUGCAGCUCCUUCGACUGCGACGCGUGGUGCCAUCCAAGGGCCGGGAGAACAGACUACGGGGGAGGAAGUCAAUGGCAAAACUCCAGGCCAGAAAAGGAUCCAGACUUCUGACCGAGACCUUGAUGAAGCGCAUGAGAGCCGGGCGCAAGAGGGCGAUGAGGAUCAAGGCGCCCUAGUUGCAGUCCUCUUGCUUGUCUCUCGACUGGAUUUCGCAUCUGCUGUUAGCGAGGGCCCGCGUCUCGCGUCCCUGCUCUCGUCUGAGGCUCCGUGCACCUCAGUCGAUGACAGCAACGAAACUGACGGCCCUGUCUACGGACGUGGCGCCCAAGCUUCGUCCUCGGCCGGCCUGCCUUCGUCUCCCAUGUGGCUGUUGCGACUCUUAACGGCUCUGCGAACCCAUCUAACCGGCGCACAUUUCCACACGCGACUGCUCGCGGCGCGGGCUCUCGCGAACUACGCCAUGCAAGAGGCGCGCCUCCAGGGGCCACAGGCUCUGCUGCUAGGUCUCCAGGCUGCUGCCCUCAGUGCAGCCCACAGCCACGCAACCAGUAACACGACCUGCGGGUUGCUGCUUCUGUCGCUUGAGCUCCUUCAGCGGCCAGAAGUCGCUGCCUGGCUCGAGCAGACUGCGCGAAACCCUGUUGGCGUGCACGCGGCCGUCCACAGACACGAAAACGAAGCUGGCCGAGAGGCCUUAGCGGCCGCCGCCAGUGGGGGCGGGGUGUCCCGCAAAGUCGGCGACGACGCACCUCGAGCCGCGCGCUCGAUUGACGCUUCCGCCUUUGCCUCUGACUUUCUGCGUUGCAUGCAACGCAUCUGUUCGCAUGCCCCAGCUCCUCUGAACCGCUUGCUCGGCCUCCAAGCUGUUCAGGCCCUGGCCAUCCACCUGGCAACAGUCGCCGAGGCUUCAUCUGAGGCGGCAGGUGGAUCGGGAGCUUCGCGUAGAAGAGCGUGUGACGGCUCCACUGGCAGCGACGGCUUGGAAGCGGAAGCUGCGGGGUCUCUGUCUGGGUACGGCGCAGUUCGCGGCUGCACGGACGCACCGACAAGAAUGGGCGACGCACUCGAGGCAGCCGGAAGUGUCGUCGCGUGCGCGUGCCGCUAUCUGCCGCCGUGCUUCGCUCGGGCUUACAGCCGCUGCGGCGUCCCAUCUUUCAACGGCGUAUCUCUGGAGCGCCUUCUCAUGGGUCGCGGGUCGAUCACAGAGAUUCGCCUGGAAAAAACCCAGCCGUCUUGCGAUGGGUCACGGCACUGUCUGUUGUGUCGCCUGGGCGGCGUAGACGCUUCACGCGCAAGGGCAGCGUCCAGUAACUCUUUGCGUGCUGGAGCCUCAUGGCGAACUGCCUUGGCUGUUCCCCUGCAAACCGUGGCUGUGUGCGGCUUGGUGGACGCGGCGAUGUUGACCCCCGGCCCCGCUGCGGCAGGGGUGCGACUCGCGGCUGGUGCAGUGCUUCUUCACCUCGUUCAGGGCCUCGAGCUGCAUGCACAGGUGAUAGAACAAGCUCUUCGAUGUUGUCGCAAGCGUCUGAAGAAAGGAAGGAUGUGCGCGUCACCGCUCGCUGUCGGUGCAAAGGGUGCUUUCGCAUGCGCGGCAUCUGACCUUCGGUUGGGGCUUCAGCUCCUGUGGCAAGCCGUCGGCGGCGCGUUUUGCACCACGGGGAGGCGUGCGCAGUCCGACAGGGAACCCUGUGGAGACCUUGAGGGUGCGUUCGGCAGCAGUUCUGGAAGCGACGCCAACAGCGGGGUCAAGCAGGACAGUGCACAGGCGAGCACGCGAGAUCCAGAAGAUCCGACGUGUAUGUUCAGUCGGAGCAGAAUUCAGAGCGGCUUCUCUUCUGCUCUGCGGGCCGAGGCUCUGAGGUUACUGGCCCUUCUUGCUCAAAUGCUGAUCGCUGCGAACAAGCACGAGAACGUCAAAGAGGCAAACCACGUGGGUCAAUGUGUGAGCGAGGGGGGACCUUUGGCAGGCCUGUGGCCUCUACCUGAGGACGUUGCCAAAGAGGCAGUGAAACUCGUCCGCACCUACCCCCACAGUGCGCCCGUGCGCAAGGGCUUUCUCCUUUUUGGAGCUGCAGUGCUGAGCUCGAACAGUCGCCGACGCGCGGAGGACGCGAGAGGAAGCGACAGAAGUGGUGUUCAGACGAGACAGGAGUUUCGUGAGCUGACCAAUGCCUGGACAGCUUGCCUGGUGGCAUGCAGUUGCCCUGAAGCAGAAGUGACUCUCAGACGAGCAGCGGUUCAGGCCCUCGGCAUCGUCGGGCUUCCCGUUCCCGCCUGGCAAGCGACGUCCGAAGCUUCGUUUCCCGACUGUUGCCUCUCUGACGGUCGAGCGCCGUUGUCUCAGUCUGAAAGGAGCAGCCACCAACAGUCGCACGGCGGCGUGGGAGCGUCUGACCCAAGCGGCGCGACUCGCUUCGAGGAAGCCUUGCAGAUCUGGGACGCCAUGAUGACGCUUCUGCAGGUCGGUGCGUCUCCGCGGUCGCGCGGCGGCCAGCCCGCGUGCUCCUGGGAAAUUAGCUCUGGUUGCGGCAGCUGCAAACGUCGCGGACUUCAGCUGGCUUGGGACGUCGGAGGCGACGAGGAUGGCGAACCAGUUGUUCGGGCCGAAGCAAUUGAAGCGUGCACCGAGGCAUGCAGCAGUUUGGCAGACUCUCUUGUCGCGCGUGCGCGAGCUGGAGAAAACGCAGGGAGAAGUGGAUCCGGUCUCGGCGAUCUCCGAGCACAUCUGGUGGUCUCAGCGCUCCGGUCGGCAGUCUGCAGUCAAAUGCCACCACGCGGUGUGGACAGCUCAGUCCUCCUGCAACUUCUGCUCGAUGUGAUGGUUAAGCUUUUCCCCCUUAACGUAGUUGCCAACAAGCUCUGGAGGUCCAUCUGUGAGGCUGCACCAUCCAUUCGCGAGUUUUGCGCAGACCAGCUGUCCAUUCACUUGAGCGCUCGGGGAAGCACUUGCGCCGCCAGGGGCCUCCAACAGGGACAGCAAGACCGACGCGCCAGGGCUCGGCCUCUGUUCGAUGAGGAGCCUGCAAACCUUUACACCGAGGAAGUCCUCAUUGGGCAGUCGGCGGCCAGAAAUCUCCUGAUGCUCUUCGCGGAUCGCGCGCUGUCGUCUCCCUGCAACCCUCUAUCCACAAGCUGCUGUUCCCCAUCUGGAGGGGAUUCUGAUGUUGCAGUGGCGGUGGCCCUCAGCGCGUCUCGAGCGGCGGAAGGGAAGGGAAGUGUACCCUUCUUGCUCGAGUGCCGUGCAAGCUCCAACUCAACUCCGGGGUCUGUCAAUCAGAAGGCCGAUGCCUACGCAAUGCGUCAGCAGCCUCCCGAGGCGGAGAAGCAAGCAUAUUCCGUCACCGAGUAUCAAACAGUCAUGGGCUUUGCAUUUCUUGCGAAUGAAGUUACGAAGGUGGCCGGCGAGGUCGAGGACGUGUGCAUCUGCUUGGAUGAGGUGACGGUCCAGCGACUUGUGUGGGGAGACGCCUGCUUCGCGUUGGGCGCCGGAUCAUCGGCGAACCCAGAGUGUAGCAUGCGGGAGCGGCAAACUGGAGACGAAAGAUCAAAUGGCCUGCUUCGAAUGAGGGAGUAUCAAGUGAACCAAGAGGCACAACUGCCGCAUUCAUUCAGACACCAGGCAGACUGUGCCGCGGAUAACGCAGCUGGCGGGCGCCGGUGUGCGCAGGCUGUUGUCGAUGCAAGCGGCGAAUCGGAUCCAGUCUGCCUUGGGAAUCCGCACUGUACCCAGCAGACCUUGUUUCAGCCGGUGUACGGCGCUCUCUUGAAGGCGAGCCUCCUAUUGAUUCUUCUGCCUGCCGCAGUUGCAGUGAGUCCCGAAGCGUUAGGGAACGCCUCCGUCGAAGGCGGUCCAGGAGGAAUGGGCGAGGCAAAGGCGCGGUGCACAACUUCGCAAGGGCCGUCUGACAGCGCCGGUGCUCCAGCUCCGAACCAGCCUUGCUUGAGGACAAAACUCGAAGUCCUCUGUCGGUGGAUUCGGCGUCUAGACGCGAAACUGAAGACGACCGAAACAGGCAGCCCGGCGCACUGGGUGUUGGUGGCGCUCUCCCAUCGGCUUCUCGCAUUAGUCGAUGCGGUACAGUCAGCUCUCGCAAAAGGCAGCGCUGCCAAAUGUGUGGGAAACCCGCAAAGCUCUCGUGACGGCCUCGCCACAGGUGGGAGGAACGUAUCGGCCCCGCAGUGUUCACAGCGCGAAUCGCCAGUCGGCCACGAAACGGGAGAACGUUACGUCGAGGCCCCGGAGCUGCCAGGGACAGGGGUCCGGGACGCGUUAACUCUCGACCGUGGAGGUACACGAGUGAACGCAAAGAGACCAAAUGCCAUCGAGGCGGCGAGCAGUUUGGUAGAAACGCUCUUGUUUUUGCUGCCGGGUUUGAAACGGGACGGCGCAGAACUACGCUGUGGCGCAGUCUGA
This is a messenger RNA of Neospora caninum, 12258 nucleotides long. RefSeq lists its product as hypothetical. Gene Ontology annotation, cellular component: cytosol. Bases 1 to 12258 code for a protein of 4085 amino acids. The transcript has 9 exons. The record is from RefSeq and is a predicted model, not a curated record. NCBI's taxonomy places the organism in Eukaryota, Apicomplexa, Conoidasida, Eucoccidiorida, Sarcocystidae. Gene Ontology annotation, biological process: tRNA methylation.